Angiostrongylus costaricensis is the source of this 894-nucleotide messenger RNA. Lineage: Eukaryota; Metazoa; Nematoda; Chromadorea; Rhabditida; Metastrongylidae. The record is from the annotation of a GenBank genome assembly.
AUGAAGUUCGAAAGUCGGACACGAGCCUAUAAAGUAGUCGCCUACUCUGCUGUCACGUUCUCACUCUUUGCAGUGCUUUCGGUGUCUUUAACUGUACCGAUGAUUUACACCUAUGUGAUGCAUAUUCGAGAACAAUUUCACUCUGAUAUAGGAUACUGCGAGAAUCACACUAAGGACAUGUGGAACGAAGUCAAGCAAAUAAAAAGUACUCCGAUCAAUCGCACUCGUAACGCCCGUCAAAGUGGUUACACUCCUGUACAAGGUGCCGGCGCAAAACAAUGUACACCAUGUUGUAAUCCUGGAUACCCUGGUCCACCUGGACCUCCUGGGAAGUUCGGCCGAAACGGCAUGCCUGGAGCACCAGGAAUGCCUGCAAUACCUGCUCGGCUGUCAGCGGAACUUUGCGAGCCUAUCACACCCACACCGUGUAAGCAGUGUCCCAGUGGUGAGCCUGGACCACCAGGAGAAGCAGGACCACCUGGAGAUGCCGGAUCUCCUGGUCAGUCUGGACGAAAUGGCAACCACGGCGUUCCUGGGGAACCAGGACCGAAAGGACCACCUGGGCCCCCAGGACAGCCAGGAGAGCCGGGACCACCAGGAGAGCAAGGAACGCCAGCACCUCCUGGCUUUACUGUCCCAGGAGAGCCUGGUCCACCAGGAGACAAAGGUCUACCUGGUCAACCUGGACCAGCCGGGUUACCAGGAGCUGACGGAACACCAGGACAGACGGGACCUAAAGGACCUAGUGGCCCUGAAGGUUUGAUUGGUGCCCCCGGCAAACCUGGUGCACCUGGACCUCCUGGUGUUUCCGGACUUGGUGGUGAAAAAGGAGUCUGUCCAAAAUAUUGUGCUAUUGAUGGUGGAAUAUUCUUCGAGGAUGGAACAAGACGUUAA